Messenger RNA from Hibiscus syriacus, 1770 nucleotides. Its product is annotated as pectinesterase 3-like. Bases 14 to 1753 code for a protein of 579 amino acids. The record is from RefSeq and is a predicted model, not a curated record. Lineage: Eukaryota; Viridiplantae; Streptophyta; Magnoliopsida; Malvales; Malvaceae. Gene Ontology annotation, molecular function: pectinesterase inhibitor activity; pectinesterase activity. Gene Ontology annotation, biological process: cell wall modification. The transcript has 2 exons.
GAAACAAACAGCAAUGGAUUCAGUGAAUUCAUUGAAGGGGUAUGGUAAAGUCGACGAGGUGGAACAACAGGCUUUCAACCGAAAGACACGCAGGCGUCUACUCACCCUCAUCAUCUUCAUUCUCCUGCUAUCAGCAAUCAUCACCGGCGCCGUCGUCGGGAUUUUUAUACACAAGAAGAGAAGCACCUCGUCUCCCAACCCCGUACCCACACCCGAGUUGACUCCAGCCGCUUCACUCAAAACGGUUUGUAGUGAGACUCAGUACCCGUCUUCUUGUUUCUCCAGCAUUUCUCCCAUUGCAUCCUCAAACACUACCGACCCAGAACUCCUUUUCAAACUGUCUCUGAAAGUAGCCAUCGACGAGCCCUCCAGGUUGUCUAAGUAUCCGACCGAGCUAAAACCUGAAACCAAUGAUACCCAAUUGAAAUCCGCUUUACAAGUGUGCGAAACUAUGUUCGAGGACGCCUUGGAUCGAUUGAAUGAUUCGGCUGCGUCGCUUGAAGUUGGAGAUAGGGAGAAGCUGUUGUCGGAUUCCAAGAUCGGUGAUUUGAAGACCUGGCUAAGUACUUCCAUAACCGACCAAGAAACAUGUUUAGACGCCCUGGAGGAGUUAAACACCACAACGCACUUCAACGCCACACUUGUUGAAGAAAUGAAGGCUGCCAUGCAAAACUCAAGUGAAUACACCAGCAAUAGCUUGGCUAUUGUGGCUAGAAUCUUGGGUUUAUUGACUAAUUUAAACAUUCCGAUUCAUAGGAGAUUGCUUGUGUUUCAGGAAUCAAGUUCAGGUUCAGAGUUCCCGGCUUGGGUCAGUCCCACAGAAAGGAGGUUAUUACAGGAUUCCAAGCCUGCCCCUAAUGUUACUGUGGCUCAAGAUGGGUCCGGGGAUGUCUUGACGAUUAAAGAUUCGGUGAAAUUGGUAGGAAAGAAGAUUGAACCGAGAUUCGUUAUAUAUGUGAAGGAAGGCAAGUAUGUUGAGAGUUUGAUUCUGGAUAAACACAUGUGGAAUGUGAUGAUUUAUGGUGAUGGCAAAACGAAGACUCUAAUUUCCGGCAGUCUUCAUUCAUUAGAAGCUGUGGCAGGAAAAGGAUUCAUUGCGAAGGGCAUCAGGUUCAUUAAUUCAGCUGGUGCAUUGAAGCACCAAGCAGUGGCUCUGCGGUCUGGUUCCGAUCGCUCAGUUUUCUACCGCUGUGCAUUUGAUGCGUACCAGGACACUCUCUAUGUCCAUUCCAAUCGUCAGUUUUACCGGGAGUGCGACAUUAUGGGCACAAUUGACUUCAUUUUCGGGAAUGCAGCAGUUGUUUUCCAAAGUUGCAAUAUCUUGCCGAGGCAACCUUUGGCUAACCAGUUCAACACCACCACAGCACAAGGCAAAAAAGACCCUAACCAAAACACUGGAAUUUCUAUCCAGAAAUGCUCAUUAACUGCAUUUGGCAACCUUACUGCUAGAACCUACCUUGGAAGGCCAUGGAAAGAGUUCUCCACUACUGUUAUCAUGCAGUCGAAGAUUGGGACGUUCUUGGACCCAGUGGGCUGGAAAGAAUGGGUUGCCAAUAUCGACCCACCCGGCUCCAUUUUCUAUGCAGAAUAUCAAAACAGUGGACCUGGAUCAAGCGUGAAAAAAUGGGUGAAAUGGGCUGGUUACAGGCCCACUCUCUCGGACGUUGAUGCUGGGAAGUUCACGGUGGAAAAUUUUAUACAAGGCCAGGAUUGGCUUCCUGAUGCCACUGUCUCCUAUGAACCUGCCUUAUAAUAUGACAGCUGAUCCAA